CUCGUCUGUGCCGGGCCCCGCUCGGGGCCGCGCUCAGGGUGCUGUGAAAAUGUCUGAAAAUUCCAGUGACAGUGAUUCAUCUUGUGGCUGGACUGUCAUCAAUCAUGAGGGUUCUGACAUAGAGACAGUGACUUCAGAAAAUGGAAGCACAAAUGAUAACCAUGAGUUUGUUUCAGAAGAAUAUGUUUCUUUGCAAGAAGAGGAGCAGCCAAUUGAUUUGCAAGCUCAGUGCAACAAUGAUGGAGAGAUACCAGUGGUAGAUAGUACUCUCUCUGCUUUUGAGGAAACUCAGACAGUUCCAGAGGGAAAGAAAGAAAAAGUCCCUGAUGAUGCGUCCUGCAUUGGAACUAUUAGCGAUGAUUCUGACAUUGUUACACUUGAAGCUCCAAAACCAGAAGAAACUCAAAGUCAGGAGGAAGCUCCAGCUGAUGGGGAAGAAGCUCAAAGUUCAGAGGAUUUUAACAUGGGUUCCUCCUCUAGCAGUCAAUAUGCAUUUUCCCAUCUAGAAACUGUUUUUUCAUCUCAGGCUAGCAAUGAUGAAUCAAGUAGUGAUGAAACUAGCAAUCAGUCCAGUCCCACAGUACGAAAACGUCGGGCUAAGAAGAGGCUGAUCUCUAGCUCCGAGGCUGAGGGUGGGUCACCUGCUGAACCGGAGUCUGAACCUCCCAGAGAAGAGCGGCACAACCGCCAGUUCAGUAGUGGCCUGAACAGAUGCAUCAUACUAGCUUUGGUGAUUGCAAUCAGCAUGGGCUUUGGACACUUCUAUGGUAAACCUGAAGGUACAAUACAGGUCCAGAAACGGCAGCAGCUGGUGACAAAGAUACGUGAACUAAAGGAUAUGAAAGAUGACCUUUACCAGUGCCAACAAGAGCAAGGAGAUAAAGUGCAUCAUAAAGUGGGGUCACUCAAGGGGGAUCUUGCCACGUGUUUGACCUCUACUGAGGUGGAGAAGAAAUCCUUUGAAUCUCAAAAAAAAAGUCUUGCUGCAGAAAAUCAGCACUUAAGAGAAUCUCUAGAGAAGGAAGAAAAAGCUUUGGCCUCACUUCAGGAAGAAUUAAGGAAGCUAAGACAACAAAUUAGAAACUUAGAAGAUAAAGGUACGAGCACUGAGUCUAUUGUAAUGGAAAAUCAGAAACUAAGGGAACAUUUGGAAGAGGAAAAGCAAAGAAACCACAACUUUCUUAAGCAAAAGGAAACACUCUUUGCAGAGGCACAGAUGUUAAGGAGAGAACUGGACAAAGAACGUCAUGUUACAGAAGCUCUAAAAAAAGAACUGGAACAGUUAAGUUCUCGUCAAACACCUGACAAUGCUGAUGAUGAUACUUUAAGAGAAAAUCAAGAAAUAGAAACUCUGCGAGGAAGACUAGUAGAACUAGAAAAAAAGCUAAACUUUGAGCAACAGCGCUCUGACUUAUGGGAGAAGCUGUAUGUUGAAGCGAAAGACCAAACUGAAAAACAAGAAAUGAAUGAAAAGGGACAAAAGAAAGGUGCUAAAGGGCAAAGUAAGACUAAAAAGAAAUCAAAGGAGUCAUUUUUUGGUUCAGUUAAAGAAACUUUUGAUGCUAUGAAGAAUUCCACAAAAGAGUUUGUAAGACACCAUAAAGAAAAGAUUAAGCAGGCUAAAGAAGCAGUGAAAGAAAACCUGAAAAAAUUCUCUGAUUCUGUAAAGUCUACAUUCAGACACUUCAAAGAUACCACAAAAAACAUCUUUGAUGAAAAGAAGUCAAAUGAUAAAAGACACGAGGGAAACAAGAAAGCUCGAACUUUUUACCGAGAACAUAACUCUUAUGAGAACCUGAAGCACAUGCAUUACAGGGGACCUAACAUGCCAAAAGAAUUCAAAGAAGGAAGAAAACAUCAAUUUACAACAUUUGAAAAAGAUACAGAUUCACAGAAAUGUCUCAGUGAUCCUUUGUGUAAUAGAAAACAUCAGUUUGUCCUAAAGGGCUGCUCUGGUAUUUUUGAAUGUGCUCAUCAAGAAUUCAUUAGUCUCUUUAACAGAGUAUCGGAUCCUAUCAGGGUGGAUGAAUUUAAUCGGCUAAUGAAAAAGUAUUUGCAACAAGUUGUACAUAACUUUCAUCACUGGAGAGAACUAGAAAAUUUCAUCAAUAAGUUUUUUCAUAAUGGGGUAUUUAUACAUGACCAGAUGCUGUUCACUGAUUUUGUUAAUGAUGUCAAGGAUUACCUGGAAGAGAUGAAGGAAUACCAAAAUAAUAAUGAAAAGGUUUUUGAGGAUUUGGACAAAUACAUCUACAGAUACUACUUUCGUUAUGAUAAUUUACCCCAAUAUGGACCCAGUCGACCUAAAAGGCCUUCUUUUACACAAACUGAAAAUUCCAGACAUGAAAAACAAGCUCAGAAGUACCACCACCGUAAUAAAAGAGAAGGUAAAUGGCAUAAACAUGGUCGCACUAAUGGAAGACACAUGGCAAAUCUUGAAAUAGAAUUGGGGCAAUUACCCUUUGAUCCAAAAUAUUGAGUAAUUUAUGAUAAAA
Gavia stellata (red-throated loon) is the source of this 2495-nucleotide messenger RNA. RefSeq names its product cell cycle progression 1 (gene CCPG1). NCBI's taxonomy places the organism in Eukaryota, Metazoa, Chordata, Aves, Gaviiformes, Gaviidae. The record is from RefSeq and is a predicted model, not a curated record. Gene Ontology annotation, cellular component: membrane. The coding region runs from base 50 to 2479 and encodes 809 amino acids. The transcript has 10 exons.